Dacryopinax primogenitus is the source of this 2069-nucleotide messenger RNA. Its product is annotated as Pkinase-domain-containing protein. Gene Ontology annotation, cellular component: cytoplasm. Lineage: Eukaryota; Fungi; Basidiomycota; Dacrymycetes; Dacrymycetales; Dacrymycetaceae. The record is from RefSeq and is a predicted model, not a curated record. Gene Ontology annotation, biological process: intracellular signal transduction; protein phosphorylation. The transcript is spliced from 7 exons. Gene Ontology annotation, molecular function: protein serine/threonine kinase activity; ATP binding. Bases 15 to 1904 code for a protein of 629 amino acids.
AUGAAAUCAUAGCUAUGACCGCACCCACCCAACAUCAGCAGACACUCGCCAGCUCAUCGAGUUAUAAUGUCAAGGACGAUGCCACACCCAUCAUUGGUCAGUACAAAGUACUCGAGAACAUUGGAGAGGGCUCGUUUGGCAAGGUCAAACUCGCCGUCCAUACUGUGACCGGUCAAAAGGUUGCGAUGAAGAUAAUAAAUCGCCAGAUGAUUGCACAGAUGGAGAUGGGAGGAAGAGUAAAGCGUGAGAUUGACUACUUGCGUAUGCUCAGACACCCGCAUAUCAUCAAGCUGUAUGAAGUUAUCACGACGCCUACUGAUAUCAUCAUGGUCAUCGAGUACGCGGCUGAUGAGCUGUUCAACUAUAUCGUCGCACACGGUCCACUCCCGCUAAAUGCCGCACGAAGGUUCUUUCAGCAACUCAUCUGUGCCAUCGAAUACUGUCAUAAGCAUAAGAUCGUGCAUCGUGACCUGAAACCAGAGAACUUGCUUCUCGACAGCGGGCUGAACAUCAAAAUUGGCGACUUUGGCCUCUCAAAUGCAGUCAAUGAUGGAGAAUUUCUGAAGACCAGCUGCGGGAGCCCCAACUACGCUGCGCCAGAGGUCAUCAGUGGAAAGCUGUAUGCGGGUCCAGAAAUUGAUGUCUGGAGCUGUGGGGUCAUUCUCUAUGUCAUGCUGUGUGGUCGCCUGCCGUUCGACGACGACUAUAUCCCCACGCUCUUCAAGAAGAUUAACGGAGGUCUGUACCACCUGCCUGCUCACUUGGACCCACAGACACGUCAGCUGUUGCAGUCGAUGCUAGUGGUGGACAGUAUGAAGCGCAUCACCAUCCCGCAGAUUCGCGCCCUCCCAUGGUUCAAUGUUGAUCUGCCCGAAUACCUAAAGCCCCAAAGCCCCGUCGUCGGCACUCUAUCGUCCCUCGUCUCCAGCAACAAAGGAAAAAUCCGCGGCCUUGGUGUGGUAGAUGAGGAGAUUGUGGACAAUCUAGCGGAGAAGCUCAAAGUGAGGAAGAAGGAUAUAUGGAAUGCGCUCAAGAUGGACCAGGAUAAUGGAAUAAAGGUCGCAUACAUGUUAGAUAGGGAUAAACGUAGGAUGAAUCAGCCGUACGAACUGGAAGAGGACGACGACACUCCUAUGGAAUGGGCUCAUAUUUUGACCCCCUCCCGUAGACAGGACAAUCCGCCAUCGGAUGAUGAGGACGAGGACGACGAUGAAUUUGAUGAUUGGAACGAUGAGGAAGCUGAUCACAAUUUUUCGGUCCUCGAAUCUUCUAUGCCUAUUGCUCCGGAGGGGGGGAAUGGGAUACAGCCCGAGAUUUCGAUCGAGCUCAACUCGGUCAAUGCCGCCCAGAAGGUUGCCCAAUCUGUCUUCAACAAUGGAUCUUCGAAUGGCGUUGGCGCGGUGCCAAUGAAGAAGAACCAGAAGCCAAAAUGGCACUUCGGAAUCCGUUCGCGUAGUCCACCCGGAGAAGUCAUGCUUGAGAUCUAUGGUACCCUUCAGGCGCUUGGGAUGCAGUGGAAGAGCCGACGAGAGUAUAGCGAUGACAAGGACGCGAAAGAUAAAUCAAAGGAAAAACGGAAAGAGCGUGAUGUGGACUUGUACUUCGUGGAAACCCGAUGGAGAAUGAAGGAUGUGGUGGUGCGCAUGGACCUACAGCUCUAUCAAGUAGAUCAGUCCAACUACUUAGUUGACUUCCGCAAUGUGGGUUACUAUCGUGCACCGCAAGACGAUCCUGAGACGUUUGUUCCUGCCCCACCUCCCAGCGCCGAAUCACCUAACAGCAAUGGUCUGCCCGGCGACGCGAGUCCCAACGACUUGCGCAAAGUCUCUGGUGAUGUCAGCAGUCCUUUCUUGUUCCUUGAAUGCGCGUGUCGACUUAUCGUGGAGCUCGCCGGGGGUGCGUAAGUUGCACUACGCGAUACCCAACGGGCAACAGGGGUUGAGGGAUGAGGGAUGACUUGGAUCGAUUUGUGAUGUGAUUGUACGCAUUCAAAGGUAUUCCCCUGUUGUACACAAUUUAUAUUCUUCGGAGCAACCUUGCUAUGUAUGCCUAUAGGAUACGACUCUGAA